This is a messenger RNA of Westerdykella ornata, 913 nucleotides long. RefSeq lists its product as uncharacterized. Bases 163 to 768 code for a protein of 201 amino acids. Gene Ontology annotation, cellular component: membrane. The record is from RefSeq and is a predicted model, not a curated record. The transcript has 2 exons. NCBI's taxonomy places the organism in Eukaryota, Fungi, Ascomycota, Dothideomycetes, Pleosporales, Sporormiaceae.
UAGCCGCUCACUGCGCCACACACACCGCCUUGUCACGGAGCCCAGUUUAUCAACUCACCUAUAAAUGCUGCUGGAAGUACUCCAUACUCAAUACGCCAGCACUUGUCUUCGAGCAACUUCUUGACAGUACUCGUUACAAACGUCCCAGUCACAAUAUCACAGAUGUGCUUGUCCCUUCUAGCCUGCUUUGGAAAGACAUCCAGCAGAAGCAAACACAACACCGAUCCUGAGAAGGUCCACCUACUACGGCCUCCUACCCCGCAGAUGUCUCCCCAGCAUAUCGCCAACCAAAUCAUUGAUGUCCUACUUCGCGCGCGGCGUUCUGAGAAGGAUAGCCUCAAUUCGACCACGAGUUCGCUCGCCUCUCCCUCCCCCGCCGGGACAGUAUCUGGACCGAUUGGCACGAAGAACUGGUACUCUACCAUCGCCGAAUAUGUCCUUCACGGCAUGGAAAUUGCCAUCGAGAAGGGCUUGACGUUCGGACAAGCAAUGGAGUCGGCUGUGGAGCGAGCGCGUGUAGGAGCCGAGGAGUUCGUACGCGAGCAUCCGAUCUGGGCGGGUGUCAUUCUCACCGUGAUUGCACUCGGCGCGUUGUACUUGCUCGCUCCUUGGAUCAUUGAGGCUCUUGGGUUUACUGAGUUGGGUCCUCUGGCUGGGACUUGGGCGGCAAGCUGGCAAAGCUCUAUUGGCAAUGUCGAGGCGGGCAGUUUCUUUGCCUUUCUGCAGAGACUCGGAAUGGUGGGCUUGCAUGGAGGGUCGAAGUUGUGAGGUCGUGUCGGUCUCUCACUGCGCUCGUAUCUGCCUUGGCUGCGUCUGAGAAAGCAGGUCGGAAGACUAAUCCCAGGGGGCGAUCAAUCUACAGUGAAGUUUCCAACACUUAUGGUUGGCCAUGUGGGACAAGGUUGUAGUCGUC